ACGCCGAUAAACACUAAACAAAUCGUGAAAAUAUAAAUUGGGGACAUCGUCUCUCAAAGAGCAAAAUAAUUCCACACUUGACAAAGGCACUGCGGCUGGAGUAGUACCAUUCCUGGACACAUUCUACAUUAAAAAAGUUCAUUCCCAAAAAAAAAAGAAAUAUGGCUAAAACCCGUGUUUAUGUUGUUGGUGUUGGUAUGACCAAGUUUGAAAAACCUGGUCGCCGUGCUGAUGUUGAUUAUCCCGAUUUUGCUAAGGAAGCUAUUACCAAAGCCUUAGCUGAUGCCAAAAUUUCCUACAAUGAAGUGCAACAAGCUACAGUUGGUUAUGUAUAUGGUGAUUCUACAUCGGGACAACGUGCCUUGUAUGAAGUUGGCAUGACUGGAAUCCCCGUCUUCAAUGUUAACAACAAUUGUUCGACUGGAUCCAGUGCCUUGUAUUUGGCUAAACAAAUUAUUGAAUCAGGAAAUGCUGAUUGCGUGUUGGCUUUCGGUUUUGAGAAAAUGGAACGUGGUUCGUUGUCUGCUAAGUACUUUGAUCGUGCCAAUCCCAUGGAACGACACAUUAGUGAAAUGUCCGAAUUAGCUGAAAUUGGACCUGGACCAAUGGCUGCUCAAAUUUUCGGCAACGCUGGCAAGGAACAUAUGAAAAAAUAUGGCACCAAACCCGAACAUUUCGGUAAAAUUGCCUGGAAGAACCACAAGCACUCCGUCAACAACCCCUAUUCCCAAUUCCGUGAUGAAUACUCUUUGGAGCAAAUUAUGCAAUCACCUGUUGUGGUCGAGGGUAUUCUUACCAAAUUGCAAUGCUGCCCUACUUCAGAUGGUGCUGGUGCUGCAAUUUUGGUUUCCGAAGCCUAUGUUCAUCGUUUUGGUUUAGAAAACCAAGCCGUUGAAAUCGUUGGCAUGGAAAUGGCCUCAGAUCCUGAAUCAACUUUCAAAGAUAAAUCUCUCAUGAAAAUUGCCGGUUAUGACAUGACAAAAAUGGCUGCUCAACGUUUGUUCGCCAAAUCUGGCUACAAGCCCACUGAUGUUCAGGUUGUUGAAUUGCAUGAUUGCUUCUCAGCCAAUGAAUUGAUUACCUAUGAAGCUUUGGGUCUUUGCCCCGAAGGUGGUGCAGGCGAACUCAUUGAUCGUGGUGAUAAUACCUAUGGUGGCAAAUACGUUGUCAAUCCCAGUGGUGGUCUUAUCUCAAAGGGCCAUCCUUUGGGUGCAACCGGUUUGGCCCAGUGUGCCGAAUUGUGCUGGCAAUUGCGUGGUUUGGCUGAAAAACGUCAAGUCAAGGAUGUCAAAUUGGCCUUGCAACACAAUUUGGGUCUGGGUGGUGCUGUAGUUGUUACUCUCUAUCGUUUGGGUUUCCCCAAAUCAGCUGGUGUCGUUAAUAAUUUGACUUCUGCUGCAACCCAUCCCACUGGAGAAGGAUUCAAGGUUACACCACUCUUGAAGUUGUUGGAUGAAGAAAUGCAAAAAGACGAAGAAAAUCUUAUCGAAAAGGCACGUGCAAUUUAUGGAUUUAAGGUCACUAAUGGCCCAGGUGGCAAAACCGGAUUCUGGGUUAUUAAUGCCAAGGAAGGCAAAGGCAAAAUCACCUAUAAUGGCAAGGAAAAAUGUGACGUUACAUUCAUAGUUUCCGACGAGGAUGUCACCGAAUUGAUGACUGGUAAUUUGCCACCCCAAAAGGCUUUCUUCCAGGGCAAAAUUAAAAUCCAAGGAAACAUGGGCGUAGCCAUGAAACUGAUGAACAUUCAAAGCGCCGCUCAAAGCCGUUUCGAAACCUUGCGUGCAAAAUUGUAAAUAUUGAGUAAAUGUUAUUUGUAUGAAGUCCAUGUAUGGAAAUAAAAAUGAAAGAGAACGAGGUGAUUGUAUGUAUUUAGUAAUAAGAUAUAUUGUGAAUAUUCCAUUUUAUUUUUGUUAAAUAAACUUUUUUAUAAUGUAGAAAACAA
Musca domestica (house fly) is the source of this 1942-nucleotide messenger RNA. Its product is annotated as sterol carrier protein 2. Gene Ontology annotation, molecular function: acyltransferase activity, transferring groups other than amino-acyl groups. The record is from RefSeq and is a predicted model, not a curated record. Bases 162 to 1793 code for a protein of 543 amino acids. The transcript has 4 exons. Lineage: Eukaryota; Metazoa; Arthropoda; Insecta; Diptera; Muscidae.